AUGGGGGAGUACAUAAGAGAAGUACUGGCUCAGACUGUCCCCAGCAGUCACCACAAUCAUUGGAAUGCACAAUGUCAGGUGGUGGUGGUUGUGCAAAAGGACCCUCUAAUAACGGCUGAACUUGGAGCCAAUACUGAAGAUAGCAGUUGUGCUUUGAGCAUUGUGAAAAAAGAGCAGUCUGACACUGCGACCUACUACUGUACUGUGGCUUUUAUGAAUAUCAUUACUUUUGGAGAUGGAACAGUUUUGGUGAUCAAAGAUUCUGAAGGUGCACAUUAUUCCAGCCACAUACUUCUCCAGCAGCCUGUGUCAGAGCCAGUUCAUCCAGGAAACUUUGUGACUCUGCAGUGUACAGUCCUCACUGAGAUCUGUGCCGGAGGACACAGUGUCUACUGGUUCAGACAUGGUUCAGAAGAGUCUCAACCAGGAAUUAUUUAUACUAAUGGACACAGCAAGAGUCAGUGUCAGAAGAGCUCUGCAGCUGACUCUCCUACAGAGAGCUGUGUGUAUGAGCUCACAAAGAGGAAUCUCAGCCUCUCUGAUGCUGCGACUUACUACUGUGCUGUGGCUCUUUGUGGACAGAUACUGUUUGGGAAUGGAACUACACUGUUCUUCAAUGCUUGAGUUCUCAG
Molecule: messenger RNA, 632 nt
Organism: Electrophorus electricus (electric eel)
Lineage: Eukaryota; Metazoa; Chordata; Actinopteri; Gymnotiformes; Gymnotidae
Source: RefSeq, a predicted model, not a curated record